GGCAGGGAGGUAGGUGGGCCGCGUCGCGUCGCCUCCGGUCCGUAGCUUUGCCUCCCUUUCCUGUUCUGCCGCGGGCCCACGAUGCCGCAGUACCAGACCUGGGAGGAGUUCAGUCGCGCAGCGGAGAAGCUCUACCUCGCAGACCCUAUGAAGGUACGUGUGGUUCUCAAAUAUAGGCAUUCUGAUGGGAGUUUGUGUAUUAAAGUAACAGAUGAUUUAGUUUGUUUGGUGUAUAGAACAGACCAAGCUCAAGAUGUAAAGAAAAUUGAGAAAUUCCGCAGUCAACUAAUGCGACUUAUGGUGGCCAAGGAAUCCCACAGUGUUGCCAUGGAAAUGGACUGAAUGGUUUGAAAUGAAGACUGUUUGUCAUGUUCUUAGGAAGUAAAUAUCUUUUGAAUUUGAGAAAGUGU
Eubalaena glacialis (North Atlantic right whale) is the source of this 410-nucleotide messenger RNA. Its product is annotated as signal recognition particle 9 kDa protein-like. Bases 82 to 342 code for a protein of 86 amino acids. Gene Ontology annotation, molecular function: 7S RNA binding. Gene Ontology annotation, biological process: negative regulation of translational elongation; SRP-dependent cotranslational protein targeting to membrane. NCBI's taxonomy places the organism in Eukaryota, Metazoa, Chordata, Mammalia, Artiodactyla, Balaenidae. The record is from RefSeq and is a predicted model, not a curated record. The transcript has a single exon. Gene Ontology annotation, cellular component: signal recognition particle, endoplasmic reticulum targeting.